Molecule: messenger RNA, 1481 nt
Organism: Medicago truncatula (barrel medic)
Lineage: Eukaryota; Viridiplantae; Streptophyta; Magnoliopsida; Fabales; Fabaceae
Product: E3 ubiquitin-protein ligase RNF144B
Exons: 3
Coding region: 669-1160 (163 amino acids)
Biological process (GO): protein ubiquitination
Molecular function (GO): ubiquitin-protein transferase activity; zinc ion binding
Source: RefSeq, a predicted model, not a curated record
UUGUUAGCACUAACCGGAGACCUAAAAGAGCUCACUCAGAACUGCCAAGCAUAACCACUGCUCCAAAUUCCUAUCUUUUCCCAACCUAAAAGUAUAAACAACCAACGAACACAUUCUCAUCGAUCAUUCAAUGACAAGUCCUUGGAGCGGUUUGGAACACUUCAAGAGUUGAGCUAGGGUUUAUUGUUGCUAUUUUCGGCCUUGGAACUGUUAAAAAGAGAAAAUUGUGGUGACAUGAAGGGGAAUUCAUCAUCCUCUACAACACAUGAUGAUCAAAAUUUAGUAGAUGAUAUCUCCCUCUUAGCCCUACAUGAUCAUGAUGAAGAAAUUUUUCGAUUAUGUGAUGAGACAUAUGCAGAAGAAUUACAAAUACAAGAAGCAUUAUUAUUUUCCGCUCUUAUGUCAAAUACUACUAUAGAUGUAAAAUAUGAAAUCCAAGAAGUGGAUACAAAAGUUGAUCUCAAACAGAAGCAGAAGCAGGCUUUUGUAGGUGAAUAUUCUUUGUCGCCGUCUUAUUCUUCUUCUCAGUUGAAACAAUCCUAUUGUGAUAUCUGUAUGGAAGCUAAACCUGUUGAAGAAAUGUUCCAAAACCGAAAAUGUUCACACUCUUUCUGUGAAUAUUGUGUUGGAAGAUAUCUAGCUGCAAAAAUUCACAAGAGAGUAUAUCAAUGGUAAAAUGUCCUGAUCCAAAAUGCAAUGAUAUUUUGGAGCCUCAUGAUUGUAGUUCAAUUUUACCAAAGGAUGUGUUUGAUAGAUGGGAAAAUUCACUUUGUGAGAAUAUGGUGUUAGGUUCACAGAAAUUUUAUUGUCCUUUUAAUGAUUGUUCAGCUAUGUUGUUGAAUGAUGAAAAGGGAAUUGUGACUGCUUCGGAAUGUCCACAUUGUCAUAGAUUGUUCUGUGCACAAUGUAAGGUUUCAUGGCACACAGGUGUUGAUUGUAAAGUGUUUCAAAGCUUGAAAGACGGCGAGCGAGGGAUGGAAGAUCUAAUGGCCAUGGAACUUGCAAAGAACAAGAGAUGGAAAAGAUGUCCAAAGUGUGGCUUCUAUGUGGAAAAAAUUGUGGGAUGUACUCGCAUUUCAUGCAGGUGUGGCAAUCAAUUUUGCUAUGGCUGUGGUUCUCCUUGGAAUAAUCAGUCCCAUUAUGCAUGUCCAACUCAAUGAAAAUUGCAUGGGGAGCUAUGAAGUACGAACACUCAUCGGAUUAGGUGUGUCUCGGUAGUUUUACACUGAAUUAUGUAAUUUUCUCAAUUUACUAGCGUUGUCGUCAGUGCCAGUGUUCAUGUCCGGUGUCCGUAUCCGUGCUUCAUAGAUGGCGAGUGAAAUUGCAAAGUACAACGUUACAGCAAAUAUUGAUUGAUGACUAUAUUUUGAAAUGUGACUGAUAUGUAAUUUUGAGUACAGAUUUAUUUUUGUUUUGUUUUCCUGUUUUACGGUGAACAACAAUUUCUUGAGACUCUCUUCCAUGUUAUUUUGUCUUUCUAA